This is a messenger RNA of Helicoverpa zea (corn earworm), 1803 nucleotides long. Its product is annotated as proton-coupled amino acid transporter-like protein pathetic. Lineage: Eukaryota; Metazoa; Arthropoda; Insecta; Lepidoptera; Noctuidae. The transcript is spliced from 8 exons. Gene Ontology annotation, molecular function: amino acid transmembrane transporter activity. Gene Ontology annotation, cellular component: vacuolar membrane. The record is from RefSeq and is a predicted model, not a curated record. The coding region runs from base 434 to 1744 and encodes 436 amino acids. Gene Ontology annotation, biological process: amino acid transmembrane transport.
UAAUAAACGUAUACCGCUCCGUACGUACGCAAAUUGUUAAUUAAAACGAGAAGAUUGAAAUGUACUUAUCAGACUAUCUAGAUCUGAAUGAGUCUUAGUUAAAUAUAAAACAAUAAAGAUCUACGGUGGUGUGUCCACAAAUUAAGCCAUUUAUGGUAACACGAGACUAUUGUACUAGAUGUUGUUGGUUCCUCAGAGAAUCUGUUGAAACAAUCUGUUAAGUUCAAAAGAGGAAAAUUGAGUGAUUUGCUCGUGUAUCCGCGCGUUUACUUUUUUGUGGACAUCAUUAUCAUAUGUGCGUAUUUUUUGUUUAAUAGUGCCAUGCUUCAGUGCCAUAGUUGUUAAAAUGUAUUCAACUAAUUUGUUCAACGUACGCGGUUCGUUUUAGACAAGGUUUCUGAUUUAGACAUUCUUGUAUGAUACUUUAGUCGCUAUGAACGUCGAGAAAGCUGAGGAAAAAAGGGAAUAUAAUCCCUUUGAACAUCGACAAGUUGAGAAACCUACUUCGGAUAUUCGAUCGUGUGCUAACUUGAUCAAGUCGUCUUUAGGCUCCGGGUUGUUAGCGGGACCACUGGCGUUUGCAAAUGCAGGAUGGGGUGUUGGACUUUUUGGUACUUUGCUCGUAGGAGUCAUAUGUGGACACUGCAUUCAUAUACUGGUGAGGACAUCGCAGAAAUGUUGCGUGUUAGACAAAAAACCUUCAUUAGGAUAUGCUGAGACCUGCAAAUCGGCCUUUAUGAAUGGACCGAAAGGCGUGAGAAGAUUUGCAAACAUUGCUAGUGUCUUUGCGGAAUUCGCACUAUUUUGUACAUAUACCGGAGUAUGCUGCAUAUACACAGUAUUAAUAUCAGAUUCAGUGAAACAGUUGGUAGACCGCUACGCUCCCUCUACAAUUCUACCAGUGGAAUACUACUGCCUCAUCUUCCUUGUGCCUAUUAUUCUUCUAUGUCAAAUCAAGUACCUGAAGUUCCUGGCAAUAUUCUCUGGAUUAGCGAACAUACUGCUAGUUACUGUAUACAUAGUUUGCCUCUACUAUAUAUUUGGAGGCGACAUAACCUUUGCUGGGAAACAUGCUGCUGGUAACCCGGCUAGAUACCCGGCUUUUUUGUCAACUGUGAUCUUCGCAAUGGAAGGUGUAGGAGUGGUAAUGCCGAUAGAAAACACAAUGCAGAAGCCGCAGAACUUUCUAGGCUGUCCCAGUGUGCUGGUUGUGGCCAUGUCAGCCAUCGUCUUCCUUUACGGAACCCUUGGAAUGUUUGGUUACCUUCGAUAUGGUGAUAUUCUUAGAGGAUCUAUUACCCUGAAUUUGCCUACUGACGAAUGGCCAGCUAUACUAGCAAAGGUGUCGAUAGCGUUAUCAAUAUUCCUGACAUACCCACUGCAGUUCUACGUUGUAAUCGAUAUCUUCACGAGAUACACACAGCAUCGCAUCAAGGAGAAUUACCGACAGAUCACGCAAAUCGUUGCAAGAACUAUUGGAGUUUGUUGCUGUGUUGGUAUAGGAAUGGCCCUUCCUAUGCUGGAACAAAUCCUCAACAUCGUCGGCGCAUUGUUCUACUCCAUCCUCGGCCUCAUCAUCCCCAGUGUCAUAGAAACUGUCUUCAGAUGGGAGAACCUUGGCAAAUGGAACUGGAUCCUUUGGAAGAACACGUUCAUUGCCCUCUUUGGCCUUCUGAGCUUGGUCUCAGGAUGUACCGUCACGAUAAUGGACAUAAUUGAGAUUCUAAACCGGAAAACUGAGUAAAAACACUGAUUUACCGAUAAUGUAUUCAACACUAGUAUUAAAAUGUCAUUUUUAAGUUA